This is a messenger RNA of Arachis stenosperma, 1207 nucleotides long. RefSeq lists its product as uncharacterized. Bases 166 to 765 code for a protein of 199 amino acids. The record is from RefSeq and is a predicted model, not a curated record. Lineage: Eukaryota; Viridiplantae; Streptophyta; Magnoliopsida; Fabales; Fabaceae. The transcript is spliced from 4 exons.
UCGAGAGAAGGGGAGAUCCAAGAAAGAGAGAGAGAGCGUUGGUGGGAGAGGAAGACCGCUGCCACAGCUGCCGCCGUUCGUCCUCCAGCUCGUCGCCACCAUCGCGGAUCGCCACUGACCUCGCACCCGUCGCCGCCGACCACGAGCCAGAGGAGAAGAAGAACGAUGCUAUUGCGCCGUUCCUCGCUGCAGAUGAAGCUCGCCGCCGCAGAUGAAGUUUGCCGCCGCAGCUGUUCCUGUUCGUGCCGUCGUCGUCGCCGAAGGGAGCCAUCGUCGCUGUCAUCGGAACAGAGGGCGAGAGAGAGACAGAGAGCUCGCGGUGGGGGAAGGAUAGGCGCCGUCGUGCUGCGUGAAGCUACCGCCGUCGUUCCUGCCGCCGUCCAGCCUCGGUCAGCACCGCCGAAGCUCCUGCCAUCCCCGUCGUUGAGGAAGCUCACCGGAGUUGCUGGAGGCUACUGCCGCUCUACCUGGUUCUGUUUUGAGUCGCACAACCGUGUUUGUGGCCGCCAGAGACCGUAUCUGAAGCCUCUGUCUUCUUGGGUUUUGGUUGUUGCAAGUUACUCGGCUAUACGCUGUUGUCGGAACCAGGCUAGAUUUACCGUGUUACUGCCAUCGGGACAGACGCAUAGGUCCCUGAUUACGUUCUUUGCUUCUCCACCGUUCUGUUCCUCUGUAGCUGCAAGGUGUCGAGGCUGUUGUUGUCUCUAUGGGAGUUAUUGUUGUCACUGUCGCCAUGAAUUGAAAGAAAAGGGAUUAUCACGAUAAAUUACGCGGAUUCAUCUAACUGAGGAACCGGAUGAAGAAGCAUUAAGAAGAGUUAUACCGCGUUAGGUUUAUAUGUUGUUGUAUCAAUUAGAUUAUUUUCUUCCCUCGUCUUUGUUAUUACAAGUUUGUAAGAGGGAUAGGAAUUGUAUGUUUUAUAUGUAUAAUAUAUUGAGUUAUUAUGUAAGAAGUCUUGUAUAUGAAUCUAUGUCUGCUUGUAUUUUUCUUAAGAUGAAGUAUUUAUUUCUGGUUUUAAAAGAAAUCAGCGAUACAGUGUCAAGUCACAAGCUCUUAUUUUAAUAUUUAGUAUGUAAAGUAGUCGUAGUACUUCUUACUAUCAGAGUGGCGCAGUCGGAAGCGUGACUUCUGAUAGUGAGGGUGUUACAAUUUAAGUUCUAUUAUUAUUAUUAUUAUUAUUAUUAUUAUUAUUAUUAUAUAAAAUAGA